Medioppia subpectinata is the source of this 1973-nucleotide messenger RNA. NCBI's taxonomy places the organism in Eukaryota, Metazoa, Arthropoda, Arachnida, Sarcoptiformes, Oppiidae. The record is from the annotation of a GenBank genome assembly.
GAAAACUUCAGAUUUGGUGCAAAAAUGUCUGAAAAGAAACGAAUUAACAGUUCUUCGCGCGAAUCCACUUCCGGUCAGUCUUCGGCCAACGAAUGGAUCGAAAUCCUCGAACCGAAGACCAAAGUCCAGAUGUUCGCCAAUUUGAUCACCGGUGAGUGUCGUUGGGAUGAACCUCGAGGUCAAGGAGUGGUCAUCUCUCGCGCCACGAAUCCAUCGCUCACUCAAUGGUGGGAACUAUACGACACAAAUAGUCAGCGCUUUUACUACUAUUGCGCCAAAGACUCGAAGACGGUGUGGAAGCGGCCGCAGACGCCCGACGCCAUUGUGGUUCCGUUGGCCAAACUACAGAUUCUCAAACAGAACACCUGUUCGUCCCAUUCGUCGGUCGACAGCACGGCGUCGACGACACGCGCGACGACGGGUGACGUCCGCGACGACAGACUCACGACAGAAGUGUCGACACAAACGGAACCGCAAUUGUGUUCGCGAUCCACACAAACGCAGACAACAAUGUCUUCGCCGACAAACGACUACUUAUUCCAGAAUUCGUUUCGAAACCCGAGUCUUAAUCUGUUCGCCACGCCUUCAGUGCCAAUCGCCACGAGUCCGACGGGCAGUGCGUCGGGCGGUGGCGGCGGUGACCAGAAACUGGUGACUCCGCCGACCAAAAGUCAUUCAUUAACUCAAAUCUCAUCGAAUUUAAACCGAAAUUGUGUUCAAAACAACUCGAAUACAAGUAAUUCGAGUAAACGCUUGACGACAACGACGUCUUUGACGACACCGUCGCCGACGACACCAACGACCACAACAGCGACCAAAAUAAUGUCAGCGAACGCGCAGACAUUGACUCUUCAAACGCGACCACAAACACCGCCAAAAAGUCGUCAAAUUAGUCACACUUUGUCUUUAAUGCCGACAACAAAGACAACGGCAGAGAAGACGAAGAAUGUCGAAGACAACAGUUCCACACAUCUAUCGAUCGAGUCGUUCGCAAAAGAGAAUAUCGAAAGACAUCGAAAACGAGGAAUUUUUAUCGGGAAAAAGGAGUCGGAGCUGAGGGGUCUGCGGCUGAUGUGCGCGUGUUUCUGGUAUUUCCCGCCGUCGCACAAACUGGCGCCACAUAUGAACGCCUUCCUGUCGUCGCACGCGAACCCUUACGCCGCAGAAGUGGUGCGAAGAAAGUUCGAACAACAGUUGCGACGAUCGCAACAAUCGCACGUCGUUUACGUCCGCAAACCGCACGACAGGCACGAAGUGUCACGUGUCCUGCGGUGCGUUGACAACGGCUUUGUCGGCGUUUUUGGCGAAACCCUCGACGACGCGCUCGUCGACAGACGUCUCAUUCCGUGGCCAAUCGUGUCGCUGACGGAAGCGCUGCUCAGGUGUCGCGGGACCGACGAGAACGGCGAUUGUUGCGAACGCGAGGGAGUGUUCCGCUGCGUCGGCGACUUGGAUGACGUCAUGCGCCUCAAGAUCAAGAUCGACACAGUGAUCACGCGCGCGGACGUGGGCGACUCGUUGCACGCGCUGGAAGUGAACCCGGCGGACAUCCACGUGAUCGCCUCCGCGCUCAAACUCUACUUCCGCGAACUGAAGCGCCCUCUCGUGCCGCACGACGUCUACUGGGAGGCGCUCGACUCCGCCCACGACCCGCAGCGCGCGCAGCGAUUGGUGGAGCGCUUGCCGCCGACCAACCGCUUCGCGCUCUCCUAUCUGAUUCGCUUCCUCCAAGUGUUCUCUGCGCCCGAACACGUGAUCCACACGAAGAUGGACGACGCGAACCUGUCGAUGGUGUGGGCGCCCAACAUCCUGCGCUCCGAAGGGGGCGUGGCGCUCGCCGACGCCUCCCUCUCCAACAUCUUCGAGCGCACGCGCGCCGAGAUGUCUUUCGUGCGCACUUUGAUCCAGAAUCUGGACACGGGGUUCAUGUCUGGCGUCCAGUGACGUCACACUCAAGUGCCAAACCUCUAGUC